Messenger RNA from Vavraia culicis subsp. floridensis, 2763 nucleotides. RefSeq lists its product as uncharacterized. The record is from RefSeq and is a predicted model, not a curated record. The transcript has a single exon. NCBI's taxonomy places the organism in Eukaryota, Fungi, Microsporidia, Pleistophoridae. Bases 1 to 2508 code for a protein of 835 amino acids.
AUGGACGCUGAAAAGGACGUGAACAACAAAAUCAAAGAAUUACUCGAUUAUACCAAAGAAUACAAGCAGCAUGAUGAAGAUCCACAGGUGAAAAAGAGUGGUGAUACUCUUGGAGAGUGCGUGCAUGGAAAAACUGGUGAGGAUUACCAGGAGGCUGGUAAUGUGCAGAAACUGAUCGAAGUUUUGGAACGUAACGAAAAGCUUUACUCCAAAAUACACAUGUAUCUCAGUUCGUCAGAACACGACAAGCUGCAGAACGAGCUACUCAGGGAGAAUAUCAACAGUUCAUUGGUGUGCGAAAGUAUGAUGAAGGUGCUCAGGGAGAUAAGUGCAGAAAGAAACGAUAGCGUGCAAAACGAGAAAAAUGCGAGGACAAGGAUGAACGAGCUGCUAAAGGAACAAUUUGAUCAGAAGAGAAAGAUUAUGAAGCUCAUGGAUGACCUGAAGUACUGCUCAAGCGCGAACAACGAGUUGUUGCGGCUGGUUCAAGAUCAAAAGGGCCGGAUAAGUGCGUACAAAGAAAAGUACGAGCUUGAGAGGAAGAAUGUACAAAAUAUGAAGGUUAUCAAUGAAGAGUUAGAUAGUCUGCGUAGGAAGGCGUUGGCUAAAAUAGAAGUACUGACCAAGGAAACAAGUGUGUUAUCAGAUCGUAUCAAAGAAUGCAAUUCUCAUAUCGCAGCGCUCAAGCAGUAUGAACAACAUAAAGAAGAAACUGAGAAAUCAUUUGAAUCACAAGUGCUUGAAAUGGAAAGAUCACUGAAUGAGCAUAAAAAGAUUCUUGAAGAAAAGGGAAAAGCACUUGAGAUGUGUAACUCAGAGCUUGCCAAGCUGCUGGCCAUGGAAAAAAGAAUGAAAGAGGAAAUAAAGAACCUUAAUGAGAAAAGCAGCUAUUAUGAAAGGUUAUAUAAAUCAAUAAAUGAGCAGAAUGAGUAUCUGAACGCGCAACUCACGAAGUUCAUCAAUAACAGUGAGAUUGUGGAUCUUGAGAGGAGCGACGAAUCAUUUCAUAGUUUUGGCACUGGCGAGAAGGAAAAGAUGACAGAAGUGCAAAAAGAUAGAAAGGGACAUGACGAAACAGUUGCAAAGAAGCAGUUACAUGACAGAAUGCACAAAUAUAGAAAACGGUUGAAAAAAUAUAAAAGGCUUUUUAACACGCAAAAUGAUCAAAUAGCAGCAUUGAAGGGCAACCUCAGCAAUGCUGAUGAGCAGUUUCACAAGCUUCAGAGCGAAUUUCUUGAUCUCAGGCGAUUCAAUGACGGUACUAUUUCUAAGAGAAAGAACGUAGCCGAAGAGUUGUUGGGCAAAAUGAAGGAGCUAAUGGACAGGAACUUGGAGUAUCAGAGCAAGAUAAUACAGUUGGAGAGUAAGAAAAUGAAAAAGAAGACAGAGGAUAAGUGGUCAGGGAUGGGUAAAAGGUAUGAAGAUCCUGUUAACCGUGGGAGUGUCAACAAUAAGAGUGAUCGCGACUUAAAUGAGGAUUGGAUUGUUAAUAAUGAACCAAAAACACGAGACAAUCACAAAUUUGAAAAUACUGUUGAAGAUGAGUUCAAAGACUUCACGGAGAGUACUCAGCAAACUGCCAAGCAUGUGAUGAGAGAACCGUUUAAAAAUGUUGUGGAGGACACCCAGCAUACAGUCAAACCUGUGAUGAGGGAAUCGUUUAAGGAUGAAUGGACGAGAUUUUUUGAAGAGGCUGAGAGGCAGAAAAACAUGAGGAUAGAGGAAGAUGCACACAAAAAAUCACAAAAAACGGUGUUUUACGAUGCUAAGGACGAGGUGGACAGAUCAACGAUCUACGCCAAAAAUAAAAAUGCAGUUGAAAGUAUAUGGGACAAGAUCACCACUACGUUUAAGCCAAGUACUAGGACAAAUGCAGUGGCAUUGGCGGAUAAAAUGGACAAACUGGGCAUUAGUACCGAGGAAAAGCACCAGGAUGAGUUUUUUGAUGUGCCUAGCCAGAAUGAAGCAGUGAAUAAUCAAGAUAACGCAAUUGGCGAGUCAAAAAAUGGAAAGUUAAAUGAUGUAGGUGAAAAUGGGCACAACAGCGAAGAAAGGUAUAACUUGAUGGAUGCAAUGACUAAUGCAAAAAAUGUAAGGCAUCAAAUGUAUGGUGAUCGAAAGACUUUGGUACCACCGGUAUUAGAGAAUGAAAAAAGGAUUGCUUCUCAAAUUGAGAAAACUAAUAAUGUAAUUGAUACCAGAAAAGGUAAUACGAAUAAAACAAGUAAGAAUGAUCCGGCCUAUAAAACGGGCUUAGAUAUCGGCCUGUCGACAAAUAAAAACAAAGAUAUGUCAACCGAUUCAGACUCAACAACCGACACGUUCAGAAGGAUGCGAGAAAAGACACAAAAGUUGCAGCAGAAAUUUUCCGAGUUGGAACAAAAGCUGAGCAAAAUAAAAGGUAAUAAUGAUCCGUCAUCUAAGAAACUGCACGAUCAGAUAGAAGCGUAUACGAAUUAUUAUUAUACAGACUUUGUAGAUAUCUCUAAUGAUUCCGAUUUUAUAUGAUAGUUGUGGUUUCGGUUUAUUAAAAUUGUUUGUGUGUAGUACACAGCUUAUCCGGAAAAAGCAUCUUUCACAAGCGAAUAUUUAUUUAUUACUAAGACAGGAAUGUGAGUAUUUGUUGUAUUUACGUAGUUCAUAUACGUUUCAGAGAGUGUGCUUGCUCAUCAUUCAUCUAAAUAAAAAGACAACUUGGAAGUUGAAAAGUCAGUUCUGAGAAAUAAAUUAUUUGACCCUUUGAGAAAAAUUAAAAAUCUUUGU